Sclerotinia sclerotiorum 1980 UF-70 is the source of this 132-nucleotide messenger RNA. RefSeq lists its product with no specific name. The transcript is spliced from 3 exons. The record is from RefSeq and is a predicted model, not a curated record. NCBI's taxonomy places the organism in Eukaryota, Fungi, Ascomycota, Leotiomycetes, Helotiales, Sclerotiniaceae. Bases 1 to 132 code for a protein of 43 amino acids.
AUGGUCAAAGAAGCAAUAAGCACUUUUGUUGAGCACGAAGUUGUGAUAGUAGUCAAAGAAGGUCUUGCUAUUUUUCCACUUAUUCUCAGAAUUGGUAUUGUAUCACGAACGGCUGUUAGUAAGAAAUGUUGA